AUGGACCGUGUGCCAAUCAGCUCACAGCGUGUGUUCAAGCCAAGCGCCAAGAAGCGACGUCCCCCAUUGGCCUGUAUUCAGUGCUAUCAGCGAAAGCUCAAAUGUGGAAGAGAGCUUCCAUCCUGCAGUCGCUGCUCAAAGGCAGGAAAUGACGGCUGCACCUACCGUGGUAACCCAGCGAAAUUUCCGUCAGUAAAUGGAGUGUUGAACGAUGGCCAUUCGGGGAGCACUAGCGUCGUGACAACGUCCUCACCAACUCCCGUCUCAUCCACAGCGACAUCGGGAAAACCUAGGGCCUCCUCUGACUGCAAUGGAAAAAUGACCCAUUUGAAAGGACAAGGGACCAUCACCAAGUUCUAUGGGUAUAGCUACCCCCUGAACCUUUACCAACAGUUCGCCGAGCUUCAAUCUUACAUCGUUCAAAUCAAGACCAAAAACCCCGGCGAUCAACACCCUUCGUGA
Molecule: messenger RNA, 462 nt
Organism: Penicillium soppii
Lineage: Eukaryota; Fungi; Ascomycota; Eurotiomycetes; Eurotiales; Aspergillaceae
Product: Zn(II)2Cys6 transcription factor domain-containing protein
Exons: 2
Coding region: 1-462 (153 amino acids)
Biological process (GO): regulation of DNA-templated transcription
Cellular component (GO): nucleus
Molecular function (GO): DNA-binding transcription factor activity, RNA polymerase II-specific; zinc ion binding
Source: RefSeq, a predicted model, not a curated record